AUGUCAGGAAAAGUCUACUUCGUCUCAGGUGGUAACCGUGGUAUCGGUUUCCAGUUCGUCAAAAUAUUAUCAUCAAAUCAAGAAAACACAGUUAUUGCAAGUGCAAGGGACCCUGUCAAAGCUACAGAGCUACAAGCUUUAGCUGAUACUCAAAAGAAUGUCAAAAUUGUCAAGUUGGAUGUUUCAGAUAAAGCUUCGGUUGAUGCUUUAGAUGUUCAAUUGAAAGAAGUUGCUAAAGAUGGUAUUGACGUCUUGAUUGCAAAUGCAGGUAUUUCUCAAUCUGUUUUACCAGCCAUUGAUACAGCAGAAGAUAUCUAUUUGAGACACUAUAGAACUAAUGUUCUUGGUCCUAUCUUUUUGACUAAAGCUCUUUACCCAUACCUGAAAUUGAAGGAAACAAGACACUUGACCUAUGUCUCAAGUUUAGCUGGUUCCAUUGGUGGGUUCAUUCCAUUUACUAGCUCUGCUUAUGGUCAAUCAAAAGCUGCAUUGAAUUAUAGCAUCAAAGAAAUUAGUUUUGAAUUAGGUGCUGAAGGUUUCACUGCGGUUGCAAUGCAACCAGGUUUAGUAGAUACUGAUAUGAGUAGAGCGGGACUUAAAGCUUUGAAAGAAGUUAAUCCAGAUGUUGUUGAAAUUUUGAAAGAUUAUCCAAAUAUUCCAGCUGAAGAAAGUGCCAAAUCACAAUUGGAAAAUAUUAUUUUCAAGUUAAACAAGGAUAUGAACGGUAAGUUCUUUGAUUAUCACGGAGUUGAACAAGUCUUCUGA
Hansenula anomala is the source of this 765-nucleotide messenger RNA. Its product is annotated as SDR family oxidoreductase. The coding region runs from base 1 to 765 and encodes 254 amino acids. The record is from RefSeq and is a predicted model, not a curated record. The transcript has a single exon. Lineage: Eukaryota; Fungi; Ascomycota; Saccharomycetes; Phaffomycetales; Wickerhamomycetaceae.